Messenger RNA from Strongylocentrotus purpuratus (purple sea urchin), 3941 nucleotides. RefSeq lists its product as uncharacterized. Lineage: Eukaryota; Metazoa; Echinodermata; Echinoidea; Camarodonta; Strongylocentrotidae. Bases 20 to 2293 code for a protein of 757 amino acids. The transcript is spliced from 7 exons. The record is from RefSeq and is a predicted model, not a curated record.
CGAAGUCAGUGGCAAAAUCAUGAAGACAGAAUCUUGCGAAUCACAGCCUACUGAUCAAAUGCAACUUCAGCCAUCACAGCCAAGUGUCACCUCCUCAGAGGCAUGUGGAAGCUCAUCUGAGACUGGUGAUAUUGGACUUGUAGAUAUUCUUCGUUCAGAUCAACUUGCCUCUUGCCCAAUCUUGGUGACCACUCGCCCAUGGAGAGCAGUAGAGAUUAGAUCAGAUGGUGAUCUAAUGAAGCUCUAUACAUUCAUUCAUAUUGAGGGUUUCAGCAGAGAGAAUUUGUCAGUUUACAUUCACAAAUACUUUCCAAAGAAUGAUGAUAAAGCAAAUCAGCUUAUCCAGUUCAUCGGUGGGAAUGAUGUCCUAUCUGAAAACAUGGCUCACUAUCCUAUAUAUGUAGCCAUGCUGUGUCUUAUGUGGAAAGAACUUGACAAGCAAAAACUAAAGAAAAUGAAAUCACUGAAAACUUUUUCUCAGAUAUUCAAAGAAAUGAUUGCCUUUCUAAAAGAACAUUAUGCUCAGAAAGAGGUUAAGAAAGUAGGCAGCCCCUCACUUAUUGCCCAUUUGAAAAAAAUUGAUGAGGACCUUGUACCUAUUGCCAAACAGGCCCUCAAUGGUUUGCUAGAAAAUACUUUGAUUUUCAGUGAAGAUGAUUUUGAAAUAUGCCCAGAAUCCAAGGACACUGCAUGUCGGGUUGGAAUUUUGUCUCAAGAGGAGAGAAUUGCCACCACUAACACGGAUACACAUGAGAGGCAUUCUCAUGUGCAAUUGCCAGUCUUCUUCCCUCACAAACUGUUUCAGGAGUACAUGGCUGGAGUCCACCUUGCUUCCCUAUAUGAAUCAGAUCCUAAUGAAUUCAACAGGCUGAUGGAGCAAGUAGUGCUGCCAAGAUACAAGGAGUUUAGGUAUCUCCUGUACUUCACUGUGUCACAGAACAAAAGUAUUGCAUCCCAUGUAAUGAAGUCUAUGCUUCGGAAAGUAUACAGGAAUAUUCCUUUCAUUGUUGAUGUAGCCUUUGAGAGUCUGGACCCAGAUGUAGCAGCCUUGGUGAAGGACAGGGAUUCAUCAGUGGAGACUGUGCUGAUCGUGGACACACCUAUGACAGCACACACUGUAGCUGGGUAUGCAUUCAUUGGUCCAUAUCUGGUUAAACUCUGGAUUCAGAGAAAUUGUGGACCUUCUGUGUCACUUGAUGUUGCAGAGAUGAUAUGCUCAAUUCCAUCCUUGAUGGUAGUUUCUCUUCAAGGUGAAUUCCAUCAUUGUUUUUUUGCAACACUUGCAAUGAAAGGAAAAGAAUCAAAGGUCAAGACCCUUGAGCUUAAUUAUGUCAAAUGUCCCACAUCAGCCUCAUUGCAUCAUCUAGUAGAAGCACUUUGUUCUAUGCCAAACCUGACUGACCUGAUACUUGGAAUGUAUCUCAAUGAGGAGUUCUUCUCUUCAUUGAAAGCACAGGCAUCAUCCAUACAGGUCAAGACUCUCGAGCUUUAUAAUGUCGGGUUUCCCACACCAGCAUCAUCACAUCUAGUAGAAACACUGUGUUAUAUGCCAAACCUGACUGACCUGACACUUCCAAUGGAUCUGGAUGAGGAGUUCUACUGUACAUUGAAAGCAAAUGCAUCAUCCAUACAGGUGAAGACUCUCAAGCUUCAUGCUGUCAGGUUUCCCACACCAGCAUCAUCACAGCUCCUAGCAGAAGCACUGUGUUAUAUGCCAAACCUGUCUGACCUGACACUUGAAACGGAUCUCAAUGAGGAGCCUGAGGAGUUCUUAUCUUCAUUGAAAACACAUGCAUCAUCCAUACAGGGUUGUUUUCCUCAGAUAAGAAAGGGAAACUUCAGGUUCAAUGGAAUUGCUCAAGAUGACUUGAACUCAUUUCUUCACACCCUCUCAAGCUUGUGUGACUCGGAUGACUCGAGUAUCUCGGACGGCUCAAAUGACUCGGAUGUCUUGAGUGUCUCGGAUGGCUCAAAUGACUCGGAUGGCUUGGCUGACUUGGCCAACAUCAGUGUUACCACUGAUGUACAAUCUCCAAGAAGGACAUCACCACCAUCAGACCACCCUCAACAGCAACCCAUGGGUGAUGUACACUCUCCAAGAAGGACAAUACCUUCAUCAGAUCACCCUCAACAGCAUGUUGGCAAUACAUCAGAUGCUGUAUGUCAAUUCUCUCAGACACACAGAGAAGGUAGCAGUAGUCAGAGCAGACCUUACAAGAGGCAAGCUCCUUCUACUCAGUCAAGAGUUCCACAGGAUGAUCCUGAAAUUCCAGGAAAGCAAUCGAAAGUAUGAAGUCUAAUUGCUAUGGUAUUGGUAGUAGAGUAAGACAGUGUCCCAGUGGUAACACUUCAUCUUGACUUUGUGUAUGUAUGAUACAGGGCUCCACACUAACUUCUUUUUUGGAAAAGAGGUUCAGAUUUAACUUUUUACACUCUGUAUGCAUGAGUCCUAAGAAAAAUCUUCAAAAUUCCGGGGUCCAGCCCUAGAGUUUUGGCUGUCCAUGUGUCCUGGUUAGCCUGUGGGUUUUGAGUCCUGGUCUGAUAGCAAGAAAUUUGGGGUAAAAAGGGGCAAUUUUCUGCAAUAUUUGCAAAAAUUUGAAUAUUAUUGAAAACGCUGUGUUCUUCUUUUUCACCUUGAUGAGUACAGUCCACUUUUUGGUGUUAACUUUACGAGAUAGAGAACAUUAUAUUGUCACAAUGUUCUAAUACCUGUGAAAGGCCCAUGUAGAAAGUGAUACCAAAAUUGGAUACGUGUUGUAAAUGUGUACUCAAAAGGCCCAAAACAGAGUUGCAUCAUGGGCCCAUUGUGUACCUGUUUAUGCAGAAAAGGGUAUCGUUCUGUAGAAAAUGUUUUUGAAAAUACUCUUAAUAGGGGUCCUUUUGGACUUGGCUAUGAUCAUGUAUUAUGCAUACAUAGAAGGUGACAACACCAGGGAAUAGUAGUUUUAACGAUAAUAAUAGUGGCUUCUGAUAUAUUGCACACGCCCGUUGCGCCAUGACCCUCCUUGCACUCAAACAUUAUUACUCUGGUCCUAGGCAGCGGCCAAAUAUGUGGCGCUUUGGCAUAUCGGUGCCCAUUAAUACCUGGGUGGAGAGUGGCAAAUGUGGAUUAAUACCUUGUCAAGGAUGUUAGAGCUGGGUUAGCUGGGAUUUGAACCCUCAACCCUUGGAUUGAGUCAAGUAAGUGAACUACUAUACCAGCUUACCACUCAUAAUGGAGGAUGUAAUUACUUGCACUGUAUUUUAUUGAUAUACCAGCUCUUAAUGCCAUCAUGUCAACUAACCACUCAGAAUUGAGGAUGUCGUUACUUGCAGGGUAUUUGUUUGAUGAAACUAUGAUUGAAUAAAUUCUGAAAUAAUUUGUUUGAUUUAUCACCAGAAACGACUCCAGCUAAAGAACUAUAUUCCUUUACCGGUAUCUAUAUUGUCAGCUAACCGCACACAAUUUAGGUUGGUUUCAAACCCUUAACACUGGGAUUGAGUCAAGUGAGUGAACCACUACACCAACUCUUGCUAUCAUUUCAACUAACCACUCACAAGGGAGGAUGUACUAACUUGCACGGUAUUUGAUAAAAAUAUAAUUAAAUAAAGUCUGAAAUGAAUUGUUUGAUUUAUCACCAGAGAUGCCCCAGCUAAAAAACUAUUGUUUUAUCUACAUUGUCAACUAACCGCACACAAUUGAAGAUUUAGUUUUCUGCACAACAUACAAGUGCUGUUCGGUGGUUAAUGUCUAUCAGCUAGACUCCCAGUACACAAUAUCAUCAUGAUAUAGAAUGAGUGAAGAUUAUUUCUGUGUUUUCACUUUUUUCUGCUCUAAGCGUUCCUGCAUUUUGAUCACAGCGCUCUUCCUGAAAUCAUUUGUUAAAUUGAAGCCCAUGUUUAAUAAAGCUGAAAUGAAUAACAAAUAAGUCAAUCAUACAUUAGACAGCUUUAAUAUAAUG